Penicillium verhagenii is the source of this 1722-nucleotide messenger RNA. RefSeq names its product putative CECR1 family adenosine deaminase. Lineage: Eukaryota; Fungi; Ascomycota; Eurotiomycetes; Eurotiales; Aspergillaceae. The record is from RefSeq and is a predicted model, not a curated record. Gene Ontology annotation, molecular function: adenosine deaminase activity. Gene Ontology annotation, biological process: inosine biosynthetic process; adenosine catabolic process. The transcript is spliced from 2 exons. Bases 1 to 1722 code for a protein of 573 amino acids.
AUGGCCAACGAUAAUGCAGACUGGGAGCUGGAGGAAGGGGUUCCUCAGGUGGAGGACCCAUUCAUCCAGAAGUACCUCAAGGGGCGCGAUGCCCUUAUCGCAGAGGAACACAAAAGGCGUCACGACGCAACAUUCCGGAAGACUUUGUCUCCCAUUGCUGCACGAGCUUGCAAAAUUGUCUCCCAGAUCCGGGCUCGUGAGCAGAAUGAGAUAUGGACACAAGGGUUAGAUGAAGCGACGGCCCACCAGUCAGACGAGAUACUCUACCCAGGCGUCAUGUUCCACCAUGCCAAGGGUCGCAUGGAGAAGACUAACUUGUGGAAAAUUGUGGAGAAAAUGCCCAAGGGAUCGCUCCUGCACGCCCACAUGGAUGCGAUGUUCGACAUCGACUUCUUGAUUGACCAGGCGUUUUCAACACCUGGGAUGCACAUCUCGGCACCAGCCCCGCUGAUUACUUCCAAAGAUUACGAGACUGCACCUUUCGGAUUCCAGUUUUCACCUCAGUCUCAGACCGCCUCUGGCAAGACCGCUAUGUGGUCUGAGAAGUAUGAAGCUUCAACACUCAUUCCUAUCCAAGCCGCAGCGGCUUCAUUCCCUAAUGGUGGAGAGGCGGGGUUCCGGGAAUGGGUUAAGAGUCGAUGCAUGCUCAUGCCAGAGCACUCAUACCAACACCACCACGGAGUUGAUGCGAUUUGGGACAUCUUCAAACGAACUUUCGGUGUCAUCAACUCCAUUUUGAUGUAUGAACCAAUUUUCCGAGCGUGUCUACGUCGCAUGUUGGGGCAACUUGCCGCCGAUGGUAUCCGUUAUGUCGAGUUUCGUAUUGUGUUGUUCAUUCCCUACCGAAAAGAAGGGAGUAAUGAUCCUGAAACAGACAAUGAAGAAUUCCUUCGGGUAUUUGAGGAAGAGGUGAAUCUAUUCAAGAACUCCGAUGAAGGAAAGAAGUUUUAUGAAGCACGAAUCAUCUGGUGCAGCUUGCGAAGACUCCCGAAUGCAGAUAUCGUUGAAGAUAUGAAAAAGUGUAUCGCCAUGAAGCAGUCUUUCCCGGAUCUGAUCUGUGGAUAUGAUUUGGUUGGCCAAGAGGAUGACGGCAGACCUCUAGUGGAUCUUGUACCGCUGCUAUUUUGGUUCAAAAAGCGCUGCGCGGAGGAGGGAGAAGACAUCCCGUUCUUUUUCCAUGCCGGUGAAACUCUAGGAGAUGGUGAUGAAACAGAUCACAAUCUUUUUGAUGCAAUUUUGCUGGGAACAAGAAGAAUUGGACAUGGGUACUCUUUAUAUAAACACCCACUCCUCAUCGACUUGGUCAAGGAAAAGAACAUUUUAGUCGAGUGUUGCCCGAUCUCCAAUGAGAUCCUCCGACUUACGAGCUCCAUUAAGUCUCAUCCCCUACCGGCCAUGUUGUCUCGGGGAGUUCCUGUCUCUCUCUGCAAUGAUGACCCUGCUAUUCUUGGUCACGGGAAGAACGGAUUGACACAUGAUUUCUGGCAGGUCAUGCAAGGCCUCCAAAACGUCGACCUUGCGGGACUGGCAAUGAUGGUACAGAAUUCAAUUCGGUGGAGUUGCUAUGAAGAUCAAACGACCCCUGAGUGGAAAGCCGAGGUGGAAGAUGGAAUCCUGGGCGAGGGAAUCAAGGCUGCUCGUCUACGAGAAUGGUACUCGGAGUUUGAGAAGUUUUGUGAGUGGGUGGUGAUGGAGUUUGCGGAGUUUGAUGACGAUGAUUGA